AUGCAACGGACACUUCCAAACCCAGGACUAGAUCUAAGGAUCCCUUCCUAUGAGGAUCUGGAGAGAAGGGAACAAGAAGAGGCUGGGGACAGGCCCAAGUGGGACAACAAAGCCCAGUACAUCCUCACCUGUGUGGGAUUCUGCAUUGGGAUCGGCAAUGUGUGGAGAUUCCCGUACCUGUGUCAGAGUCAUGGAGGAGGUGCAUUUAUCAUCCUCUAUUUGAUCCUGCUGGUGCUGGAAGGAAUGCCUCUCCUGCUGCUUGAGUUUGGAAUAGGCCAGCGUCUCAGGAAGGGAAGUGUGGGAGUUUGGAGGUCCAUCAACCCUUAUCUGACUGGUAUAGGUAUAGGCUCUAUGCUAGUGUCCUUAUUGAUUGGGCUGUACUACAACACAUUAAUAGCCUGGAUCAUGUGGUAUCUCUUCAACUCCUUCCAAAGCCCGCUGCCUUGGGCCCAGUGUCCUCUUAAUGAAAAUAGGACAGGAUUUGUACCAGAGUGUCAACGUAGCUCAACAAUGGAUUACUACUUUUACAGAGUAACUCUGAACAGUUCUACCUCCAUAUCUGACUCUGGUGGGAUACAUUGGCCCAUAGUGGUCUGCCUGGUAGCUGCCUGGUCAGUCAUCUAUAUCUGCUACAUCCGGGGGAUCAGUACCUCAGGCAAGGCGGUGUACGUCACAGCUAUCCUACCGUACAUAGUGCUGUUCAUCUUCCUGAUCCGAGGACUGACUCUUAAAGGAGCCCUAAGUGGAAUAAAGUUUCUCUUCACACCUGAUGUGAAUGAGUUGAUUAAACCAACAACUUGGCUUGAUGCAGGUGCACAGGUCUUUUAUUCUUUUGGUUUGGCAUGGGGAGGCCUCAUCUCCUUCUCGAGCUACAACCCUGUUCACAAUAACUGCUUGAAAGAUGCUGUGAUUCUUACGGUUGUAACUGGCUUAACUUCAGUCUAUGCUGCAUCAGUCACCUACACCAUCAUUGGCUUCAGGGCAACGGAGAAAUAUGACACAUGUAUCAGUGAUAACAUCAUGAAGUUAUUAAAUGCAUUUGAGCUUCCUGAAGACAGCGUCACCACGAGCAACUAUGAAGAAACAUUCAAUCACCUCAACAGCUCAUCUCCUGAUGUUGUUCUUGGAUUGGACAUCAAACUCUGUGACAUGCAGAAACUUCUCAGUGAGGGAGUGGAGGGAACAGGUCUGGCCUUCAUUGUGUUCACAGAAGCCAUCACCAAGAUGCCCGGUUCUCCCAUCUGGUCUGUCCUCUUUUUUACAAUGCUUUUCUGUUUGGGACUCUCAACACUGUUUGGCAACAUUGAAGGAGUGGUGGUUCCACUGAAGGACCUGAAAAUAUUCCCUAAAGAUUGGCCCCAUGAAGCGCUGACAGGAAUAACGUGUAUUGUGUCCUUCAUCAUCUGCCUCCUGUUUGCACAGCAUUCUGGGUUUUACUGGGUAACCCUCUUUGACAACUUUGCUGGAUCUGUUCCACUUCUGACUAUUGGAUUUUUUGAGAUGAUAGCUGUUGUUUACAUCUACGGCAUAGACAGGUUCAAUGAGGACAUAGAGUUCAUGAUUGGAUACAAGCCCUCCAUCUUCUGGCAGAUUUCAUGGAGGCUCAUCAGUCCUUUAGUUGUUCUGGUUAUCUUAGUUUUCUACCUGGUUGCACAAGGACAAGAGGAGCUUACCUACUUAGUCUGGGAUCCCAAAUCUGAGGACUUCCCAUCUCUAUCGUCAGUGUCUUACCCUUCAUGGAUCUACGUGAUCAUCUUCUUUUUGGCGGGAAUCCCAAGUCUGACAGUUCCUGUGUAUGCAUUAUGUCGGCUGAUCUUUUGUAGCUGUAGAGGAAAAAAAUAAUCAGAUCUCUUUGACUAUGAUAGCAGGCUCUUUUAGACUUGCCAUAAGCAUCUCUUUUAUGACCCAUGAACAUGUUCUUAAAGCACAAUGCUUGCACUUCAGUUAAGUUUUCAUAUUUCUGCAAAGUUUUUUUGCUGCUUUAUCUAAGGACUUUUCAAUCAUUACACUAAGGGGAUUAUUCGUAUGAACCUAAACCCGGAGACAGAAUACUGCUUUAUUACCGCCUCUUUAUCCUUGUUCAUUAUUUUUCCCUCUCAAUCAUUCUUUUGGACAAAACAUUGCAUCACAUUUCAAACAGGGCAGUUGAACAAUUUACUGUUAUAAUUACAACAUUUUAGAAAUUGCAAUAAUCAGGUUUAGAAUUCCAUUGUUUUGGAUUUCAGAACAGUUCAUCAUGCUAACCUGUUGAUGUCCUUUAGACUCAAGUCUUCCACAAUGUUGACUGACCUGCAGUCAGUUUUAUUUACAGGUGUGGGGAAAUUCACACUUACUAGCGUUCACACCAGACGCAAACACUCACUUAAUUUGCAGGUAUACAAACGGCAGAAUGUUUUGCGUUCACUUGCUUGAUUAUCGCUAAUAACUCACUCCAUUUGCAUGUUCCCAAAGACUCGAAUCUUGCAAGAGGAGAGGGGUUCCCUUCAAACGCCACUCCAGUCUGUCAUCAAACAAGGAUGAGCUUGACUUCCCUGAAUGGUGAAGCUAGUUAUGAUAAUUGGGGCACUGCUAACUUAGUAGUACAACUGAUAGCUGAAAUCAAGUGACAGACAAGGGUUUUCAUAACUCACCAGAUAAUCUGACUAUUUAUUCCUGUUUUCAUAAAAAAAAAAUAGAUGGUGUCACAGAGUUCAGGGAAGCCGCACAGAGAUACAAUUAGUUUGUCCUUAAUUUUCCAGAUGAAGUAACCUCCACUGGUCAGUAAGUCACACCAUACGUCACCAGAGGAUCUGCACGCUGAUUGGCUAUCGUGGUGCAAACUAUUCACUAAUGUUCAAAUAUUUAAACUCUCACAAAUAAGCUAAUUAAGUGAAUGAAACCAGUUGAGUGUUGAAUGUGUUGUGAAUUCACACCAUUUGCGUAUAGAAUUUGCGAUUACUUUGCAUGUAAUUCACUCCCAUGGAUUAUUUUAUGUGUGUUUGUUGUGAACAACAUAAUAUAGACCUCUGCCAGCUUUUGUGUGACAUCAUUCUAAUUACCUGCACCUGUAUGCUUCGCUUGUAGACAGCAGCUUAAACUCAAAAGAAUACUUGAGUCAUAUCCAAAUCCCGUUAGAUGCAAGUUGUACAUUACUUCUGACUUCAACAGUGCACUGGUGUUGUUAUUUGCCAGCAGUGGAAGCAAGAGCAAGGAGACACAAUCACGGCUCAACUAAGGUGUGCAGAAGGUGAAGUGUUUCAGUUUGUGUUACAAACAGUCCUAAUUUCAAAUAAAAUGUAUGAAGAUCUAACAAAGUCUACAUAUGAAAUGGUAAACAACAAGGUAAACUAAGUUUUGAAAUAUAAAUGGGCAACACGGUUAUAAAUCUGCAAUCUAUAAAAGUGAGUUGUCUACAACUUGGAAAACUUAAAUUUCUUAAAGAAACAGUGACAGGCUAGUUGCUAACAGCUUUACCUCUUUAACAUACUGGUGGAUCUAGCUGUUUAAAGAAGGAGAAAAUAUGUAGAAGUUUAGCUGAGGGGGACCUCACACUUUUGUAAGAAGUAAGCAAGUUAUUUUACAUGUGGAAUCUCUGACAGCAAUGUUGUCGGUGUUUUAAUUUAAGAAUAUUAAAUGAGCACUAACUCAAGAGUAAAUAAUUUCUUGUUCAUUCA
Messenger RNA from Notolabrus celidotus (New Zealand spotty), 3653 nucleotides. RefSeq names its product sodium-dependent neutral amino acid transporter B(0)AT1-like. The coding region runs from base 1 to 1842 and encodes 613 amino acids. Gene Ontology annotation, cellular component: membrane. Lineage: Eukaryota; Metazoa; Chordata; Actinopteri; Labriformes; Labridae. The record is from RefSeq and is a predicted model, not a curated record. Gene Ontology annotation, biological process: sodium ion transmembrane transport. The transcript has 12 exons.